Messenger RNA from Anopheles moucheti, 1536 nucleotides. RefSeq lists its product as uncharacterized. The coding region runs from base 1 to 1536 and encodes 511 amino acids. NCBI's taxonomy places the organism in Eukaryota, Metazoa, Arthropoda, Insecta, Diptera, Culicidae. The record is from RefSeq and is a predicted model, not a curated record. The transcript is spliced from 3 exons.
AUGAGUGAAAUCGUCGCUGAUAGUGCCGCUACACCAAAUCACGUUGAAAAGAAAAGUCAUCGGAUUCAAGUUAGACUACCACCUCCGAACUUUAGUCAAGCUGAGCUACACAGCAGUGAGAAACGUACCUCCAAAGGGACUCCACAAUCCAACCUUUGUGAAACUCAACAAGUGGGCAUCUUAAGAGGUUUAUCGGCUUAUACGAAACCGUAUCAAGAACGUGAUGACAUCUUGAAACAUCUCGCCGCUGCUUAUUUGUUUACUAUUCUCAAGUCACCACAGAAUUGGGUACCAAAAACGUUUACCGAAAUUGUUGAGCUCGAGUCCACGAUCGCGAACACCCCACUCGAGACAAGACUACCGAUUCACCGGAACGAUAAAACAUACUACAUCCACCUCUCGAACACGCUUGUUAAAGGACGGUUCGUUACACAACAGCAACGAUCAGCCAAAGUACAUUUAUAUAUAAACCAAGCAUUGACGCGAAUUAAGCGUGGAAAGGCUGCUAUUUUGAAGUGUGAUUCGUACUAUUUCCUCAUCCGUCGGCUCGUAACUGGCUGGUACUUCUACACGAUGAACCUGCAGGACAAACCGGCGCUGAUGUUCUUCAGUUGCCCACAGUUGAUGGUGGAUCUUGUGCGAGAGUCAUACGGUUGUACCGAGCAGUCGAAAUAUUUUCUUUCCAACAUCGUGCUACACACGGUCGAGGAGGGUGACGUGACCAGGAUUGUGUGGAAGAUGAAGCCUAGCAUCGGUAUGAAACUAAUCUCUCCGAUGGAAGCCAUUCUGCACGGCAAUAUUUGUUUGGCACGCCCCAGUCUGGAACGAUCACUUGAAAUUGGUCUGAAUGUUUUGGAACGGGCAGGAAACGAUCACAAGAAGCCACGCUCCUGGGAUAAUAAGCUGCUGAACGAAUGUUUCAAACGCACUCAAGAGCAUUGGAAGGUGUCAGAGAAGAUGGCUGCCUUUAUACGCGAUAAAAACGAUCCACGAUAUACGGUUGGAGGUUAUGAAUUAACCUGCCGUACGUCUCAAAUAGGACAUCGUCAGCGCAAACAUUUUGAGGAACUCGUUAACUACUUGCUCGCUUCCUGUAACGCUCUGCUGGUAGUUGGGUUGGACUGUUCUUUUCUAUUAUGGUCCAGAGAUGACUUUAUCUACUGGUUUAGUCCCUACCGGUACAGUGCCAUACACGAAAAACCAGAAAUUCUACAAAGCCGAGCCAGUUUCUUACACAUGACUAAUGCACUUGCCAAAGCGUCAAAUUCACUGUUUGAAUAUCUAUUCGAGCUUGGCGUUUUCCCGGAUAACAACAUCGAGUUGUUCCCGGUGCGUGUUGAUGAUAGAACUCCACACACUCCCAUUCCCGACGAAGAUGAGGACUCGCUGGAAGAGGAAGGUCUUCCCAUACCACCUGCUAGUGAUAGAGGUUGGACGAACUUCUACGCACCGUCACUGCACACACCGUCCGAGUUGCGGUUAGCGAGACAGAUGUUGGAUAUGGUGUACCGCACUGCCGAAGAUCGGUGUGACUGA